Messenger RNA from Psilocybe cubensis, 375 nucleotides. RefSeq lists its product as uncharacterized. Lineage: Eukaryota; Fungi; Basidiomycota; Agaricomycetes; Agaricales; Agrocybaceae. The coding region runs from base 1 to 375 and encodes 124 amino acids. The record is from RefSeq and is a predicted model, not a curated record. The transcript has 3 exons.
AUGCGGAAGAUUAAUCCAUGGUUACCAAGUUUUGGCAUAAGCCGGGUAUUCCAUAUUUUCAUCAUCUUUGUAGACAACGCAGACACUUGGAACACGCUAUUCUUUAUGCCUAUUCAAUUUAUGUAUUACUUAUCUUAUGAUGCUUUAUGCCCGUUGAUCUGUUUUCACGAAAACAUUACACUCAGAACCCACCCCUUGCGGCGCAGCAUAACUACCGUUCUGUAUCCCUGGUUGUCGCCUUUGCAACAAUUCUAUUCAGUGAGCUCAAGGGCGUUCUUACCCGUCAAGAUGGCAGAUAACGCCACCCUUCGCCCAAGGUUCUGCUACAUGCCAUGUUACGGCGCGACUUUCCGAGAUAUUUAUCGCUCAUGUUGA